AUGGACUUUUUUACCGAGUAUGGUGAGGGAAACAGAUACAAGAUUGAAGAGGUUAUAGGGAAAGGGAGUUAUGGCGUGGUCUGCUCUGCUUUGGAUACUCACACGGGUGAGAAAGUUGCUAUCAAGAAGAUAAACGACAUCUUUGAACAUGUGUCUGAUGCCACACGGAUACUCCGCGAGAUCAAGUUGCUUAGGCUCCUAAGACAUCCCGAUAUCGUGGAAAUUAAACAUAUUCUUCUUCCUCCGUCGAGGAGAGAGUUCAAGGAUAUAUACGUUGUUUUCGAACUCAUGGAGUCUGAUUUGCACCAAGUUAUAAAGGCGAAUGAUGACUUGACUCCAGAGCAUUAUCAGUUUUUCUUGUAUCAGUUGCUCCGAGGAUUGAAAUACAUACAUACAGCAAAUGUAUUUCAUCGAGAUCUCAAACCAAAGAAUAUCUUGGCUAAUGCUGAUUGUAAGCUCAAAAUAUGUGAUUUCGGUCUUGCAAGGGUAGCUAUAAGUGAUACUCCAACCGCAAUAUUUUGGACGGAUUAUAUCGCAACAAGGUGGUACCGAGCACCUGAACUAUGUGGAUCUUUUUUCUCCAAGUACACACCAGCAAUAGAUAUAUGGAGUAUUGGAUGUAUAUUUGCGGAACUUCUAACUGGCAAACCUCUUUUUCCUGGGAAAAAUGUGGUGCAUCAACUUGAUAUAAUCACAGAUCUCCUGGGAACGCCUGCUCCAGAAACAAUUGCUAGGAUUCGAAAUGAGAAGGCCAGGCGCUACUUGAGCAGUAUGAGGCGGAAAAAGCCUGUACCGUUCACGCAUAAGUUUCCAAAUGCAGAUCCACUUGCAUUAAAUUUGUUAGAGAGAAUGCUAGCAUUUGAUCCAAAAGACAGGCCAAGUGCUGAAGAGGCUCUUGCUGAUCUUUAUUUCAAGAACAUUGCGAGUGUGGAUAGGGAGCCUUCUGCACAGCCCAUUACUAAGCUUGAGUUCGAGUUUGAGAGACGAAGAAUUACGAAGGACGACAUAAGGGAACUCAUAUACAGAGAAAUUCUGGAAUAUCAUCCAAACAUGCUGAGGGAAUUCCUUGAGGGGGCUGAGCCAACUAAUUUCAUGUACCCAAGUGCAGUAGAUCAUUUCAAAAAGCAAUUCACAUUCCUUGAAGAGCAUUAUGCAAAGGGAUCAACAGCAGCACCGCCUGAGAGGCAACAUAAUUCAUUACCAAGGCCGAGUGUUAUCUAUUCGGAUAACCGGCCACAGUGUUCAGAUAGCCGACCACAGGGUGCUGCCAACAUUACGGAUGAUCUUUCCAGGUGUAUAAUCAGAGAUAAUGCACAAAAGCCACGCAGAGAUCCUGCUUCAGUUGGUGCAAACAGAGUUCCUCAAGGUAAGCACCUGGGUGCUGCCGUUGCAAGGCCUGGUAAAGUGGUUGGUUCGGCACUUCGUUAUGGUAACUGUUCAACAUCUGGUACUGAGCAAUAUGAACAGCGAAGGGUCGUCACAAGCCAAGGAAUUGUUCCAAACGGUGUUCCUUCGGGCAGCUCAUACCCUAGAAGAAAUAACACCUGCAAGAGCGAAACAGGUGAAGCUGAAAGGAUUGACGUGAGCCAAGCUGGGCCACCAAAGCCAUAUACCGGAAAUAAACUAGCUGCAACCGUGGAUGGCCGCAACGGGCACUGGUAG
Molecule: messenger RNA, 1662 nt
Organism: Triticum turgidum subsp. durum (durum wheat)
Lineage: Eukaryota; Viridiplantae; Streptophyta; Magnoliopsida; Poales; Poaceae
Source: the annotation of a GenBank genome assembly